Neolamprologus brichardi is the source of this 867-nucleotide messenger RNA. Lineage: Eukaryota; Metazoa; Chordata; Actinopteri; Cichliformes; Cichlidae. The record is from RefSeq and is a predicted model, not a curated record.
CAGACGAGCGCCAGCAUCUACCUGAUCAACCUGCUGGUGGCCGACCUGCUGCUCCUGCUCGCGCUGCCCUUUAAGAUCACGAAGGACCUCGGGGUGGCGCCGUGGAACCUCAUGGUGUUCCACUGCCAGGCCAGCGCCGUCACCAUCUACAUCAGCCUCUACGCAUCCAUCGCCUUCCUCGCCUUCAUCAUCACGGACCGCUACCUGCAGGAAUGCCACACUGUGCGCUCUCUGCGGCUACAGGAGGUCGGCUUCGCCCGGCUGCUGUCGCUGGUCGUCUGGCUGCUGCUGCUGCUCAUCAUGGUGCCCAACAUGGCCCUGCCCAUAAAACAGGUCAAGGAGCAGACCUACCUCAGCUGCUCUUCUCUGAAGAAGGACAUCAGCCUUCACUGGCACACCCUCACUGUCUUCCUUUGCAUGGCGCUCUUCCUCAACGCCUCCGCCGCCACGCUCAUCUCCAGCACCCUGGCUGUCAAAAAGCUCCUGCGCAGCCGCAGCGACCCCAAACUCUGGGCGAACGCCAGGAGGGUGGCGGCAAGCGUGGCGGCUGUGGCGUUGGCCUAUGUAUUCAGCUUCGUCCCCUACCACGUGGUCCGCACGCCGUACACGCUGGCCCAGACCAAACUCAUCACAGACUGUGAAACCAAGAAGCGGCUGUUUCUGGGGAAGGAGUCCACUCUGCUGCUGAGCGUGCUCCACCUCUGCUUCGACCCGCUCAUCUUCUUCUACCUUAACGCCCCGUUCAGACACACCAUCAGGAAGCUGUUUCCCUGCCUCGGAAACCACGCCAUCAGAGACGCAAAGGAGGAGGCGGCAGAGGAAAUGAUGCAGCCGGCGACCUCUGCACAGCAGGAAGCUGCAUGCUAA